This is a messenger RNA of Colletotrichum higginsianum IMI 349063, 489 nucleotides long. RefSeq lists its product as uncharacterized. Lineage: Eukaryota; Fungi; Ascomycota; Sordariomycetes; Glomerellales; Glomerellaceae. The transcript has a single exon. Bases 1 to 489 code for a protein of 162 amino acids. The record is from RefSeq and is a predicted model, not a curated record.
AUGUUCGAACGCAUGCAUGAAGCGCCUUAUACGAUCGAACUGACUGAUGAGACCAUGAAGCUCGACGCUGCUCUAUUCUACCAGGAGACUUGGGCCGACCCGAACUACACGAUGAGUGACUGGGAUGACGAGUCGGUCUGGACGUGGGGAACCAAGGGCAUGGUGAACUUUGGCAUGACGAGCUUGGCUAGCUUGACCGGUGGCUUGACUGAGGACAAACCUACGAACGAUGUUUGCUCCGACGCAUCGACUACCUUCACCGGUGGCGUCGCCGAAAAUGAGCCCAUCAACGAAGGCUGUUCCGCCUUCUCGUCGAUGCAUUCGCUCGAGCGCGUCCCGACUGAUGAGGUCACCAACGGUGGCCUCUUCAUCAUGGUGGGCUCGGACACGCUGGAGCUCUCUUCAGCUGAGAACGGCGGACUUCUGAACCACAAUCAGCAGCACCACCGGGCAAACCAUCAGCUCAAGACUCAGUUGAAGAAACCAUGA